Molecule: messenger RNA, 3441 nt
Organism: Tilletiopsis washingtonensis
Lineage: Eukaryota; Fungi; Basidiomycota; Exobasidiomycetes; Entylomatales
Exons: 10
Coding region: 145-3255 (1036 amino acids)
Biological process (GO): phosphatidylcholine biosynthetic process
Molecular function (GO): phosphatidylethanolamine N-methyltransferase activity
Source: RefSeq, a predicted model, not a curated record
CACCUCUGCCGCAUCUCACCCACUAGUCUAGCGCAUCGACGACACCUCUCCUCACCUCCACCUCAUCUAGUUCUGUGCAGCGGCGUGACUCCCGGCCGCGAGCUCUCUCGCAUCCGCUUCCGCCUGUCUUCCCGCCUCGGCGCCAUGGCCACGUCGGCCAGCGGCACGGCCGGACUGCGGCAGCGCACCGGCGCCGCUGCUGCUGCCAACGGCGCAGCGCGGCAGGAGCGUCCUGUCAGCCCGCAGAGGAAGCAGGAUGCCGCAGAGGAGAAGGAGCCGCAUGUGCUGGGCCGCACGCCGGAUGGCACGGUCUUCCCGGUGCCCACGACGCCGGACAUGCUCACCUCGAUCUUUUCGCCCUGGGCGCCCAAGACGCCGCUCGACAUCCUGACGAUCGCGACGCUCUCGCUGCAGAUCGUGCUCUUCUUCAUGCUGCCGCGGCGCGGCGCUCAGGUCUUCUUUGCGCUCUACUUUGCCUUCUGGCGCGCGGCGUACAAUGCCGGCCUCGGCUGGGUGCUCAAGCAGCAGUCCGAGCGCCGCUGGAUCAUCCGCGUCGUGAAGCGCGAGGGCUGGAUGGACAGCAAGCGUGCGCCCAAGGUGUACGGCGCCAUCCGCAAGCACCUCGAGACAAAGAUGGGCGCCGGCUAUGAGUUCGAGAAACUGCCCGUCGAGUACAACAUCUGGCUGCUCUUCCGCUCGAUGGUGGAUGUGAUCCUGCUCAAUGAUUUCGUGGCCUACUCGCUCUUCGCCUUCUCCUGCACGCGCCUGCCCGAGGGGCACAGCGUCAUGAUGCACGUCUUGCGCUGGGCCGCUGGCUGGGCGCUCAUCUUCUUCAACCUCUGGGUCAAGAUGGACGCUCAUCGUGUCGUCAAGGACUACGCCUGGUACUGGGGCGACUGCUUCUUCCUUUGCCUCCAGUCGCUCGUCUUUGACGGCGUGUAUGAGCUGGCGCCGCAUGUGAUGUACUCGAUCGGCUACGCCGGCUACUACGGCCUCUCGCUCGUGUCGGGCUCGUACGCCGUGCUCUUCCUCUCGCUCGCGGCACACGCCAGCCAGUUCGCCUUCCUGCUAUGGUUCGAGAACCCGCACAUCGAGCGCGUCUAUGGCGAGAAGAAGCCACUUGCUGCGCGUGUGCCGCUGCACGCUGCUCCGUACAAUGCCGCAUCGGCGGACGCUGCCAAGGGCCAGGGCGAGGCAAGACGGCCGCGUGCCGACUCGGAGGUGCCCUCGCCGCAUCCCGCACUGAGCUCCGGCGCCGUCUCGGAGGCACCGACCCCGUCAGCGACGCACGGCACCUCAGCCCCGACAUCCGACUCCGAAGACGACGAGGAGAUCCGCGCCGCACCGCGCCCGACGCCUGCGGCCAGCUCGGACGAGGCAAUCCGGAUGCGCAUGCAGGCCGAGCGCGAGAGCCGCACGCGGGCCACGAACCUGCACGACCUGCACCACCGCAUCUUCCGCCGCGAUGUCGUCGUGUUCAAGAACCUCGACCCGCUGCGCAGCACCGACUUCCUCCUGCUCGUCGGCGCCUUCUACGCGCUCUUCCCGCUGCUGCUGCCGAGCAACAUGGGCAGCAACUGGGCCAUUGCACUCGCCUACUUCAACGCACUUGCAUGGCGCGCCUUCCACUCGGGCGGCCUGGGCGCCAUCCUCAACGCGCAGAGCAACAGCAAGUGGAUGGUGCGCCACUUCCUCAAGAACUACUCGUACGCCCAGAGCAGCGAUGCGGUGUACGAGGCUUUCGACUCGUGGAAGGUCAUCUACAACACCUCGCUCGUCAUGACGUACACGUCGUACUGUGUGCUGUGCUGGAAGUGCUACGUGCCGCUGGGCCGCGAGUGGACCGUCGGCACGGACCUGCUGCGCCACGUCGUCGGCCUGCUGCUCAUCGCCGUGCACAUGUGGGCCGCCAACGACUCGUACAACGUGCUCGGCCCGUUCGGCUGGCUCUACGGCGACUUCUUCAUCGACGAGUUCCCGCACCAGCUGCACUCCGUCGGCAUCUUCCGCUUCCUCAACUCGCCCGAGCGCAGCGUGGGGCAGGCGGCGUUCUUCGGCCUGAGCCUGAUCUCCGGCUCCAAGCUGCCGCUGAGCAUGGCCAUCAUCAGCCAUGCGGCGCACUGGGCCUUCCUCUCGGCCGUCGAGAACCCGCACAUGCGCAAGCUCUACGGCCAGGCCGCCGUGUCGCGCGAGGGCGGCGUCACGAAGCAGCUCAAGGGCGUGGCGACGCGCAACGCCGGCCUCUUCAAGGCUGCCCAGGACCACCCGCGCGUCAAGGAGAUGCGCGCCGAGCUCGAGCGCGUCCAGCGCGAGGCGGGCACGCGCCUCGAAGACUUUGGCUCGAAGUUCGACGGCAUGCUGCAAGAUACGCGCACGCUGCUGCAGCAGAGCAAGGACCGCCUGCUCAUCGUCCGCGUCGGCAACGACAUCUCGACGAUCGAGCGGUCCCAGUACCGUCUCGAGGUGCAGCCGUCGGCGAGCGGCAACAUGCGCUUCCACCUCGGCGAGGCCAUCAACGUCAAGUGGCGCGCGCCGUCGUCGCACUCGCGCCGCGACUGGAUCGGCGUGUACCUCGUGAGCCGGCUCGGCGGCCCACGCGGUGCCGACGACGAGCACCGCCUCGUGACGAAGAUCUCGUCGCACGGCAAGUGGAUCGGCGUCAUGGCCGACGAGUGGGACGGCGACGUGCACACGGGCGCCCUGCCCGCCACGCCCGCCGCUGCCGGCGACGACGGCUCCAAGCCGCUGCCGUCGCCGAGCAGCGCGAACGGCGCGGCGCUCUUCGAGGGCGCACGCCUGCCCUGGCAGACCGGCAUCUACGAGUUCCGCUACCACCACGAUGCAAAGCACAACGUGCUGGCGCGCAGUGCGCAGCUCGAGCUGUACGUCGACAAGCCGUCAGACGUGCUCUCGUUCGACGACACAUAUCGCGCGCUCGGUCGCAUCGUCACGAACGCUCUCGAGGGCGACGCAACGCACGCGCCUCGCUCCCAGACCGGGCGUCCACAGGCGGCGCCCGGCACAACAGAGCUGCCGGCCGGGCGGCAGUCGGACGAGGACGCCGACGACUUUACAAUCUGGGAGCGCGCGCAGGCCAAGCGCAUCGCCGCGGGCAUCCAGCAGGCGUUCGACGUCGAGUAUGCGCCCGACGUCGUCGUCGCCGUGGCCAACGUGCGGCGCCUGGCGCAGGACAUCGUCGAGGCGCGCCGCCUGCUCGAUCCGCACUUCCACCCCAACCUGGCGCCGCAGCAAUAGCUGAUGCGGCGUAUUGCACACGCCGCGCCACAACUGAGCUUGCUGCUCUUUGCUCCAUCUCCUCCUCCUGUGGCGGCAUCGCCCUGCCCAACUCUUCCCGCACACCCUAUAUAGAGCAGCUGCAGGCAUUGAUGCGCAACGCAUCGUGAGCCGCGCUGGACCCAAGAAAUGAACGCCAUACCUCGC